CCCUAAACCCAAUUUGGACUCCCUAACGGCUAGUCCAUUUUCAAAUUUUCCCCGUGGAAGGCAUACACCGUGAACUCUCCGUCCAAUUAAUUUAAAAUUUCCCCACUCUCCCUAACGGCUCUCUCUGCACCACUUUCUCAGUCAUUCCUUUUCCUUUAUUUUUCCCAUAUUUUCUCUUUGUAUGUUUAGUAAAUGCGGAGAACCAGAAGAUCACCGAAGGAAGUAAAACUUGCAGUCAAGCCUCCUCAAAUGGCUAAUCUAUAAUCCCAAGACUAAAGGUCUAAUUUAAGAAGAGGUUUUCAGAAAAAGAAAAAAGAAAAAAAAAAAAGAAAGAAAGAAAUGGCAAUGGAGAAGGUUUAUGAAGAGCUAGAGGAAGUCAAAUUUGAGAACGAGAAGCUAAGGUCAGAUUUAAAAAGCAAAGCUGAAUUGUAUGAGCACUUGAAGAAGUUCCAGAAUGAGCAGUCAACAAAGCUCCACGAAGCGAGUUCAAAAAUCGAGAAGCAGGCGCAACAAGUUCUUGAAAAAGAGGAAGAAAUCUCAGUGGUGACGCGAACUAAUGAAGAUCUUAAAUGCAAUCUGAAAGAGAAAGAAUCUAUCAUCAAGCAUUUGAAUGCUGCCAAUGAUAAGCUGAGAGCCGAGCGUGACGGGAAGAAUCAGAAACGGGAGCAGGAAAUUGGAAGGUUGGUAUUGGCUUUAGAUGAGGCGAAUGAGAAGAGUAUAGAUCAAGAGCAAAAAAUGGACAUGCUUAAGGCAGAGAUUGAAGGCCUCAAAGCUCAUUUGUUGGUUUCGCAGAAGAAGCAUUCAGAAGCAGAGAAAAAGGCCAAAAAUCAGAAGGACCCGAGAGAAAGAGAUGAUGUGCUGGUCAAAGUAGAGGAAGACAUGAAGAAGGUUGAACAUCAGCUAAAAUGGAAGGAGGAGCAGUUUAAACACCUAGAAGAAGCACAUGACAGGCUCCGAAAUCAGUUCAAGGAGAGUGAGAAAGAGUGGGAGAAAGAAAAAUGUACUUUGUUCGAUGAGAUUUCUUCGCUGCAGACAAGACUAGAUUCUCAGAUCCGAAUUACAGGAGAUCUCCAAAGCCGGUUGCAGAUGUGCAACCAAGCCCUGGCUCAUGAAGAGACCCGAAGAAAGUACCUGGAAGUUGAAAUUUCAGAGUUCAAAACACGCUUUGAAAAGUCUUUUGCUGAAUGCCAGGAUGCAAAGUCUCACCUAGAGUGUUUGAAUUCUCAGAGGGACAAAGAAGUUGCAACUCUGAGACAUUUGUUGGGCACAAAGGAGUCCUUUUAUAAGGAAAUGGAAUAUCGAGUGGUGAAACUAGAGCAAGAAAAUCAGGAGUUGUUGGCUUCUUUAAAAGAACUCCAGGAAACUAGAAUUCAAGAAGCUGGAAACUCUUCUCUUUCAAAACUAAAAAACAAGCUCAAAAGUGUGGAGCAGAUGCACAAGGAUUGUUCAUCGAAUCUCAGAACUAAACAAGCUGAAUGGAAUUCUGAACGGGAGGAAAUGAUGAAGAAAUUAAAUGAUUACAGCUCUCAGUUAAAGACUAAAGAUGCCGCACUUAACGUGCUUGAGAUGGAACUUGAAAGUUGCCUUUCUUCAGCCGUUCAAUUGAAAUUGCAGAAUGAGGAGAUUUCCAUAAUGAUGGUACUAUUGAAGUCGGGGAUGUUUGAGGCCCAACUGAAACUUGCAAAUGCCGAGGCUGAGCUUGGUCUCCAUCAGAAAGAGGGGAUGGAGAAUCUUUCUGUUCUGAGGCAGCAACUGGAGAUGAAAAAUACUGCUCUGGCCAAUGCUCAGAGAGACAUUACAGAAAAACGUGAGAGGAAUGCAAUUUUAUCCAGGAAGGUUGAUACCUUAGCUCAACUCGAGGAUAAGCAUCAGUUGAUGGAGAAAGAGGUCAAUACAUGCAAAACAAUUCUCAAGGAAUCAUCCAAAUGUCAACUUCGGUUGAAAGAGCAAGCUUUACAGAUGGAGACUGAUUCAAAAGAAAAAAUCAGAGAAGUCUGUGAUGCUUUAGAUGUGGCAAAUUCUCAACUGGCAGAAGAACAGGAGAAGGUAGCAUCUUUGUUAAGCAGAGUUGAAUCGUUGGAUCUUAUUGAAGGACAGCGAUUCCUGGUGCAGAAAGAGCUUGAGAGGUAUAAAGAAAGGCUUGAGGAGGCAUCUAGGCGUCAAAUACACUUGGAAGAGCAAGCUUUGCAGAGGGAAAUUGAAUCCAAAGAGAAGCUUAGCGAAGUUUGCAAUGCGCUUGAAGCAGCAAAAUCUGAAUUGAGUAAAGAACGAGAGAGAGCAGUGUCUUUGACGAAAAGGGUUGAAUCUUUGGAUCACCUUGAAGAGCAGUGGCUCCAGAAACAGGAUGAGGUUGAGAGAUAUAAGAAAAUGCUUGAGGAAGCAUGUAGGAGUCAAAGUCAGUUAGAAGAUCAAGUUGGGCAUAUGAAAAAGGAAUUUGGAGAGAAACUUGAAGCAGCUUUUAAUGCUUUAGAAACUGUGAAAUCUGAAUUGGCUAAAGAACGUGAGAGGACAGCUUCUUUAAUGAAGAGGGUUGAACAGUGGGCUCUGAGGCAGAAAGACCUUGACAAGUACAAGGAAAGGUUCGAGGAGUCAUAUAGAUGCCAACUUCAAUUAGAAGAGAAAAUUUCUCAGAUUGAAAGGGACUCGGAAAGGAAACUGACAGAAGCUUGCAAUGCUCUGGAGAAAGCAAAUUCUGAAUUGGUUGAGAAAGUUUGUAAAGGACAUGAAAUUGAAUUUGAGUCAUGGAUAUGGAAAUCUAUUUCUGAGAGGUUAAAAGUUGACCUUGAAGAAAGUCAGGAAUUGCGUAAACAACUAGAAGCUUCUCUUCUUGCGCAAGUAGGGGUUGGAGAAAUUAUCAAGAAAGAGAAAGAUGACCUUAUCCGUAUAACCAAAGAGAAAGAUCAGGAAAUUUUAAGCCUCCAGCAGCAUAUGGUGACACUUGAGCAAGAGCUCCAAGCAAGAGAGUUAAGAGCAGUAAGUUCAGCAGAGGACAGCAUUCUUCAAAUCACAAGAGAACACGACAGGGUCUUGGAGGAUCUUCGGAGAGAGAUUGACUUGCUGGAAGAAGAAUCACUCAGAAGGGAACUAGAAGGUGCUGCAUAUGCACAUAUUGGUGCAGAGAGAAGUUUCGUGCGUGAGAAGGGGAACAUUUUGCAGCUUGUAAAAGAGAAAGAUGAGAGAAUUGAUGGUCUCAUGCAGGUUGUAAGGUCGAUGGAAGAGGAUUUUAAUGGCUCAUUGAAUUCCUUUUCCUCAGAGCUUACUGAGAAGCAGGAACAUAUUAAACUGGUCCAUGAAGCUUGGGAGCAGAUUGCCAGUGCUGAGAUUCUGGCUAAGCUCGAAAUCGAAGAGAAAAAGUUGAUGAUUGCGGAGUUGGAGGAUGACAUUCACUAUAUACAGGAGAAACUGUUUUCACAAGAAAAGUCCGUGUCUGAUUCAAAGCAACUAGCAUUAACUAUAGAAGCUGAAUUGGAAGCAAAGCAUUUGGAAAUGAAGAACUUGACUGAUCAAAUGGAGGAAAGGCUGAGAACAUCAGAGGCUUCUGUUGAUGAGCUUAGGACUGAAAAGGCAAAUCUUCUCGAAGACAUAAUGAAGUUGUCUACGGAGAGAGACAAUUUGGUUGGAUGUAUUGGAGGCCUAAACGAUAGCCUCGGUGAGUUCUCCAGUGAAGAUGCUCAACUGAUGAGAAUCUUGGGAAGGAUAGUGCAGUCUUUUGACCUCUCGGACACAAAAGGUAGUAAUGAACUUUAUGACUGUCCGAAAGAGAAUAAGAGGAGUCUUCCAGCUUCUCCAGCAACCAAAAAAACCAGUUCCAUCUUCGAAGAAAGGUCACCAUUUAGACAGCUCAACUAACCGCGACUUAUGUAAAAAGCUAUUACUAACAGCUUGUGUGUGAUUGAUGGUUUUCUAUUCUUUUUUUAUCCCUCCCAUUAACAAAGUAUCUAGAACAAUCCAUGAAGUUUAAAGCAUGGAUCAUUUCUCUUUUUCAGCUUUGUACUGUAGCUGCCACACAUGAUUGUUUCAUUUUGAAGAUUCGGUUUCUUUGUACUCUAUUUCCAUGGAAAUGGGUAACUGUUGUUGCUUAAGUACUUCAUUUUGGGAAAAUACAAGGUAUUUGUUGCUUCAUUAAA
Molecule: messenger RNA, 4127 nt
Organism: Gossypium arboreum
Lineage: Eukaryota; Viridiplantae; Streptophyta; Magnoliopsida; Malvales; Malvaceae
Exons: 2
Coding region: 340-3849 (1169 amino acids)
Source: RefSeq, a predicted model, not a curated record